GCUCAUGCGGCUGCUGCUGCCAGCAGAAAGGAGCCGACAUCCGAAACCGGCGCUGCCCGCUGCCGUGACAAGUUGUGGGAUAGGCAAACUACUAGCGACCGCAAAUGGAUGUCUAUCGGGCCUUGAACUCCCACGCUGGAAGAUAAGGAGAACCUCAGAUUGAGCUGUAAAUGCGUCAGCAUCAGAGAGCUCAGUAUGAAGAAGACAGUCCGGCCAGCGGUGAGUAAGGUGAGUGGCGAUCGGGGGAAGUCCGAGGCCGCGGCCACCGGUGGUGCUGGAAAGCCUACAUCCAAAAGCAACAGUGUUGCUCCUUUGUCUAAGGUGAAAAGCAAUGAUGACCUCUUAGCAGCUAUGGCUGGAGGGAACCCUGCAUCAAAUAGUGCUGUCACGAAGACCAAGAGGACUGCCUCUAUUGGGACUAGUGCCAACAACCUAGACAGCAAGCCAAAGACAACAUCAGGUACUUCAUCCAAGCGUACAUCAUCAUCAACUUCCAAGGAGCCAAGUUCAUCACGAGACCGCCUUCGGACAUCCAGGACAUCAGCAGCUAAAAAGCAGCUUGUAUCAGGGACUGUAGCUGGAGAUGUGGCCUCAGGAAAGCGCUCUCGCAGCCAGACCCUGGCAGAGUCUGAGGGCCGUAUGAGCAAGUCUAAAUCAGAUGGCCAGAUUAGUGAUAAAGUGGCUCUGGAAGCCAAAGUCAAAGACCUGCUUGGUUUGGCCAAGAGCAAAGAUGUGGAGAUCCUUCACCUUCGCAGUGAAUUGAGGGACAUGAGGGCCCAGCUCGGCCUGGGGGGGAAGGAAGCGCCACAGCAGGAAGAAGCUGGGGAGGAAGAGAAGCCCCAGGUUUCAGCCAUCACAGCAGCUGAUGUGGAGUCCACUCUGAUUCUCUUACAAGAGCAGAAUCAAGCCAUCAGAGAGGAGCUCAACCUGCUGAAGAGCGAGAACCGCAUGCUGAAAGACCGGCUCAAUGCUCUGGGAUUCUCUCUGGAGCAGAGGCUGGACGGCUCUGACAAGCUGUUCAGCUAUGCCUCCCUGAGUCCAGAACUGGCAGCAGGUAGUGGGCACAGUGAUGGUGGUGGCACAGGUACUAUGACCUCCUCAGUGGAAGGCUCUGCCCCUGGCUCAUUGGAGGAUCUUCUCACAGGACACCAGCAUGGAGGCUCAGCAGACAACCUGGACAGUGAAUCCAGUGAGGUCUACCAAGCUGUCACCUCCAGUGAUGACGCACUGGAUGCACCGUCUGGAGCUUCCUCAUCAUCUGAGUCGGAGUGUGCACCUAGCAGGGAGCGCUCACGGAGGGGCAGCAGUGGCAAUGCCAGUGAGGUGUCGGUAGCCUGUCUGACAGAGCGCAUCCAACAGAUGGAGGAGAAUCAGCACAGCACUGCUGAGGAGCUUCAGGCCACACUGCAGGAACUGGCUGACCUGCAGCAGAUCACCCAGGAGCUGAACGGAGAGAAUGAGCGGCUCGGUGAAGAGAAGGUCAUCCUCAUGGACUCCUUGUGCCAACAGAGCGACAAGCUGGAGCUCUAUGGCCGCCAGAUCGAAUACCUGCGCUCGUUGCUGGAUGAGCAUCAUAUAUCCUAUGUGUUGGAGGAGGACAUCAAGAGUGGCCGCUACAUGGAGCUGGAGCAGCGUUACGCAGAUCUGGCAGACAAUGCCCGCUUUGAGAGAGAGCAGCUCCUGGGGGUGCAACAGCACCUAUCCAAUACAUUAAAGAUGGCUGAACAGGACAACGCUGAAGCCCAGGAGAUGAUUGGAAUGCUGAAGGAGAGGAACCAGCAGAUGGAGCGCCUCUUGGAUUCGGAGAGACAGGAUCGAGCUGCCAUGGCGGCCGCGCUGGAGGAGUACAAAGCAGCAGUGAGCAACGACCAGGCGGAGCUGAGCCGCUGCCGAGCCCAACUGGAUCAAGAGAGGCAGAGGGUGGCCGAGCUGUACUCUCUCCACACUGCGGGAGACAAAAAUGACAUCUGCCAGCUGCUAGAAGGUGUUCGGCUGGGGAAAGAGGAGGCUGAGGCCAAAGCUGCAAAGAUGCAGGAGGAGAUGGAACAAGCCCACAGUGAACUCAACCGGCUGCAGGAGGCUUUCAGUAAGCUGGACAGGGAAUAUAGAGACUUCCAGGACCAGGCGCAGCAGCAAAUGGCUGAGCAGGAGCGUGCACUGGAGAAGCAGCGCAUGGAGCUGCAGGAGAAAGACACGGAGAUCGCAGACAUGAAGGAAACCAUCUUUGAACUGGAGGACGAGGUGGAGCAGCACCGAGCUCUUAAACUCCACGACAAUCUCAUUAUCACAGACUUAGAAAACUCUGUGAAGAAGCUGCAGGACCAGAAGCACGACAUGGAGAGAGAGAUUAAGAUUCUUCACCGCAGACUGAGGGAGGAGUCAAUGGAGUGGCGUCAGUUCCAGGCUGAUCUGCAGACUGCUGUCGUCAUUGCUAAUGACAUCAAGUCGGAAGCACAGGAGGAGAUUGGGGACCUGCGGCGCCGACUUCAGGAAGCCCAGGAGAAGAACGAGAAGCUGAGCAAAGAGCUGGAUGAGGUCAAGAGCCGCAAGCAGGAGGAGGAGAGAGGCAGAGUGUACAACUAUAUGAAUGCAGUGGAAAGGGACCUAGCUGCUCUCAGACAGGGGAUGGGUCUCAGCAGACGAUCCUCCACCUCCUCAGAGCCCUCACCCACCGUCAAAACACUCAUCAAAAGCUUCGAUAGUGCGUCGCAAGGUCCUCCUUCAAAUGGUGCCUCUGUGGCUCCAACAGCUCCGGCUGCCCCGCUACCACGAACCCCCCUCAGCCCCAGUCCCAUGAAGACGCCCCCAGCAGCUGCUGUUUCACCCAUGCAGAGACACUCCAUAACUGGGUCUAUGUCAUCAGCCAAGCCACUCUCCUCUUUGAGUGAUAAGAGGCCCAGCUACACAGACAUCACCAUGCCAGCCGAGCACCUUCUCAGGGGAACCUCAGCUAGCCGACCUCCAUCUGCCCUCCAGAGGGUCUCCAACAUUGACUCCUCCAAAGCGAUUUCAGUGACCCGGCGGAGCAGCGAGGAGAUUAAGAGGGACAUGUCAGCCUCAGAGGGGUCCUCGUCAUCGUCCCUCAUGGCUAUGAAUGCAGCCCCCUCCCCACUCUCUCUGUCGUCAUCAUCCCCAACCGCCUCCAUCACUCCCACAGCUCGCAGUCGCCUAAGAGAAGAAAGAAAGGACCCACUGUCAGCACUGGCCAGAGAGUAUGGAGGCUCUAAGAGGAAUGCUUUACUAAAGUGGUGCCAGAAGAAGACUGAGGGCUAUCAGAACAUUGAUAUUACCAACUUCAGCAGCAGCUGGAACGAUGGCCUGGCCUUCUGCGCCGUUCUCCACACCUACCUACCUGCACACAUCCCGUACCAGGAGCUCACCAGCCAAGAAAAGAGGAGAAACUUCACCUUGGCUUUCCAGGCUGCAGAGAGCGUGGGCAUCAAAUGCACUUUGGACAUUAAUGAGAUGGUGCACACAGAGAGGCCAGACUGGCAAAGUGUCAUGACUUACGUCACAGCCAUCUACAAAUACUUUGAGACCUGACUUCACCGUCUCCAUCGCCCUUCUCCUGCAGCACAAUCAGAGCCACACUGACUGUCAUGAGCCCUCAGCAAUUCUUCAACCCCUACGUCAACUGUUGCUUAGCCCCUCCCCCUGCGUCACAGCAACACCCAAUCACGCUGCAAGUGUGUCCACAAUAUUUAACAACACGCACACAACUGCAUCAUCCUCACAGUGCCGCUGAGGAGACACCUAUGUAGAGUCCAGGGGCUUUCCUGUUUGUUUACCAUUAAACUAGAAAGCCAUGAGAAGGACGGGAUGUGAAUACCUGUAGUUCAUUGUUUUAUCAGUUCAUAUUUGAAGGAGCAGCCUGAAAAAGAAGCCAAGUCUCAGUGCCUUCUGUCUGGCUUUGUCUUGCAUAUAUUUCCCCACUCUGCACCCAUUCUCCAGGCUGUAGUUUGUUCCGGGGGAAUUCCAUCAAAUCUGACUUUAAACAUGUUGCUUUGCAGCAGAGGUUUUAUGAUAGGGUUUUCUUUUUGAUGGUGAAUAAUUACUGGAUGUUUCCCUGCUAAAUGUUCACUUUCUGCACUAUAACAAACCAAAGGUUAGUCAUGUUGGAGUUCCCCCUAAAACUUUGAAAAAUUCCCUUCGCUCAGACUUGAGACAGAUGCAGGUUUUUACUCCAAGUCUUCCAGAUGUUACAGUGCGAUGACAGAUGCCUCUCCUUCAAUGGAUAAAGUGCCUGUGUGAGUUUUGAUGCAGGAGACCAGAAAACAAGCUCUUUUGCUCCAGUCUGUAAAGCUGAAGAUUUGAGGAGUUGCCAAAUUAAUUUCAGACUCAUUGGGCCAGACUGAUGCUGAUGCUGCUGCAGCUACUGCACCGGCAUCUGAUCAUGACUGGCUACUUCUCAAGGACAGGUGUACACUUUGUUCUGCUACACUUUCCUGUUGUUGUUAAGCGGCACUAACACACUACGAUGAGUUUUCUGUAACGGAUCCAAGAGUUUAGACUAAUAUUCUUUUGCUGUGCUAAACUCCACAACUAUAUAAUGUAAGUGUUUGCAUUUUAUAGGCCUGCAGUUGCCAUCUUGCACUUCAUUCAUUUGGCACAUACAGUACUCAGCAUUGUUUCAUCAUAACCAAAAUAUGAGUGAGUAGUAUAGUCUUUUGUUAGUCAGAACCUUAAACUUCAGAGAAAUGAUCUCAUAUGUAGACUUCAUACUCUGAGGACAGACUCUGGUUUUUAGGAAACAAGAAGAGAUGCUUUCAUGUAUGAAGACACAUUUUUCUAGGACAAAGAAGUGUUUCGGAUAAAGCAGGAGUUGGACAUUUUCGGUGAUGCAUUUGGUUUUCUUUUCCUUGUAACUGAUUGUGAAACUCAAUCUGACUGAUCUUUAAGGUGUGAUCAAAAAGUUCUGUGAACUGCCCGUGAAAAGCAAAUACCUUACCUGUUUUCAUUUUGGCCGCUGUCCCCUUCAAGGUCACAUCCUUCUGCACCUCUGGACAUGGCUGCUAUUAUUAGAUCUUUCCCUAGAAGUUCUGUUCUGACUGCUUGAAUGCAGGGAGCCAGGUGUGGGAGUGGUUAACAGUUACUGUUUUGGUGUUCGAUGCCUUCAGGUGCCUCAGGUCUUUAGAUUAGAACUCCCAGUUAGGUCUGACUGUGGAACAAAAUCACGGUGUGCAACCCUGUGAAUGUCCAAAAAUGACAAGCACAUACCCCUUUGUUGCUUUGACCCCGUGGACUGUUGUACUCGACGUGAAAGUUGAGCCAUUUUGACACAGAAUUUGAUGUUUGCUUUCUGCUCAAGUUCAAGGUCUGUGGUUAAAUUAUAAGUUUGUACACACAAGUGGUUAGAACUGGACUUCCAGGAGGUAAUUCAAGCAUAGUAGGAGCACAGGAAGAGAUCCAAAGGUGCACAAGGCAGUGACCUUUAAGGGGAAAAGUGGACAUAUUAAGAUGGAACUCGUAGCAAGAAGGCAAACGGGUAUAUUACACAAAAUGUCAGAUUCUUGCUUUAACUUUUUUCAAUGAUAUACAAAUAAUUAGGUAAUCUAUUAUGCUAUUUGAUUUUUAAAAAAAUUUUGGUGUUCGUGCUUUUGCAGUGUUUGGCAGGUUGUUAAUAUGACUAAACAUUACUAAGGAGAUAACUGUGUUGCGCAUAAUGCCAUUUAAUUACUCUAACUUCAGUCUGCACCGUUACUGUCAUGCUGUCUGACUGCUGUGUGCCUCGACAUACCAGGUUCACUGUAUUUAUUUGCAUAGUUCAUUAUAGCAAGGUCCUUGCUUUGUUUGUGUCUUACAUGUAUAUCAAUUUAUAACACACACAUCAAGUAGCUGCACUGAUAAGCUUUUUUUUUUUUUUUUUGUAUUCCACACUAAUAUCCUGCCUUAACAGUUAAGCCGAUAUUUCUCAGACUGAAAAUGUGACAUUUUAAGCUGCAGUCAUCUUUCCUCACCAGGCGUGUUUCACAGUCUGGAAACAGUUUGGAAAACACUUUCCUUCAUGUUUGUGCCUCUCGAGAAACGCUGAAAGUGAGCGAAGGCGGUGAAUUUUUUUUUUUUUUUUAAAUCUUUUUAUUGAAGCUGAUGUUGAUUUCCCCUCAUGUCUCUAGUGAAGGUGACUGCAGUGCAUACUGUUUUGAUUUAGAGCUGAUGUAGCUGCCAGCUGGUAUCAAUAGCAACAUUAGAAACAACUUUUUUUUUGCCUCGAUUUAGAAGCGAGCCGUUUGCCAAGACCUUGUUGCUGCAGUGUGUGAAACGGUGGAUGAUCAGUGAUUUAAAGCGAGGUCAGGGGCCCACCACCACGACUUUGUUUUUGUAUACAAGAUGGAGUAAGAGUGAGUUAUUUAAUGACUUUUGAAUGCAGAGGCUCUUUGCUGAUGGUGCUUUUAGUGGUGGCACAAUCCUGAGGAUUAUCAGCCAGCAGUUUAAAAAAAAAAUUUUUUUUUUUUAAAUUGUGCUCUGCCUGAUUCCACCGCUGGCCCAUAUAUUUUAUUGCUCCCGACAGGAACGAGAGCCGCAGAGGAGAUUCGAAGCCUCACAGUCCUGCAAGCAGAAUGUGUUUUGAUCACGCUUUAGUGAUCUUGGGACUUUUUUUUUUUUUUUUUACAACAUCCAACGUGUGCUGACGUGUGGUGAUUGAUGACCACCGAGCCCAGCCUGCUGAGGAGAGACCAGACGUCUGGCAAAGGCUAGGAAGCGCAUUCCACCUCCACAUGAUGCAGCCAUGAUGGACAUAUUACCACAUUGUUUGGGCCUUUAGAAAAGGCCCUCGACGUGGACGUGAAGAGUUUAUGUCUUUAGUGGGUCCACUACAUCAUGCUACUUUUAUUUUUCUUUAUUUACUUGAAAAUGCUCUGAGAAAUUCACUGAACAUUCUUUAUUUUGUCUUUUUGUUUCCAUGUUGCCUUUUAAAAAAAAUACCAUAUUUUACAGUCUGAUGAAGAUUGUUAUUGAAGUGGAUUUUCUUUCCUGAUCACACUACAUGUGCUGAAACAGUCCCUCAGCAAAGUCAAAGCUGAUCAAUAAAUGUGUGUGCGUGUAAAGGGACUAAGCUACAGUAUUAAGUGAACACUAUGAUGAUAAUCAGUUGUACGAAAAAUAAAAAUGCUGUCUGGUUUUGCUUUAUUUUUUUCCCCUGUAGUGAUAAAGGACCAUUGAACAGCCAUGUUUGUUGUCCUUUUUCAGCAGUGGUGUGGGCUGAGGGAGGUGUUCCUUCCACAGGAAGUGGUUGCAUCAGACACUUAAUUUUAUACAUUUUCUGCAUUGGUUUAUGGUCCAAAUGUCAUUAUUUACAUAAAGCGAAACAAAAAUCAGGUACCAUGUAACAGUUCAACAUAAAGUAUGGAAUAUAAUGCAGUGAGGCUCUCUGACUUUAUUUAUUCAGAUAAUUAUUCUCAUUUAUU
This is a messenger RNA of Archocentrus centrarchus (flier cichlid), 7406 nucleotides long. It is a transcript of the gene specc1la, whose product is annotated as sperm antigen with calponin homology and coiled-coil domains 1-like a. The record is from RefSeq and is a predicted model, not a curated record. The transcript is spliced from 16 exons. Gene Ontology annotation, molecular function: protein binding. Bases 196 to 3543 code for a protein of 1115 amino acids. NCBI's taxonomy places the organism in Eukaryota, Metazoa, Chordata, Actinopteri, Cichliformes, Cichlidae.